Harmonia axyridis is the source of this 1288-nucleotide messenger RNA. RefSeq lists its product as uncharacterized. NCBI's taxonomy places the organism in Eukaryota, Metazoa, Arthropoda, Insecta, Coleoptera, Coccinellidae. Bases 134 to 1096 code for a protein of 320 amino acids. The transcript has 4 exons. The record is from RefSeq and is a predicted model, not a curated record.
UAUGGAUCUAGAAGACUAGCGGGAGAAAUGGAACUCGCUAUAAAUAGUUGAAGCCAGUCGACAGUGUUUUGUUAAACCGCGCGUAUUUCGAAUCAGACGUCAGUGUUUUGUUUCAACUUUUUACCUAACAAUCAUGGCAAUUUUGGAUAAACUGGUUUUGGUGGUGUGCAUUUCCUCUCUAGCCACAGCUAGGAGCAUCAGGAGCGCAGAGGACAUUCAACUACAACCUCGUAUCUACCCCGGCUACCUACAACAAGAAGAAGAUGCAUACGCAGCGGCCUCUACAAAUCAAGAGCUUCCCAGAGUCGUGCAGUCCAUCCCAUUCAACGUCCCAGAACCCAGCGAUGAACUAAGACCACCUCAAGAAAACUCCCCAGUUUCCUUCUUGGAGGUACCAGCACCCUCUACACAUCUAACGGCGCCAUCCGAGUCUCUCUGGAACCCAGAGAACAACCCAAUCUUCUUCUACGAGCUUCCAGCCUCCUUAACGAAGUUGGACACCCCGACCCACAAGUUCCCCAAGAAGUUCAACAAGGAGAUCCACACCAAAGACAAGGCGCUCUCUUCUCAGCCCAAAAUAGAAAUUGAGCUUGUGCCAAUCGAAGAAAGGGAACUGGUGUACAAACAGAAGGAUUUGGACAAGAAGUUCGACAAUUUGGCCAAGCUGGAGAACCAGAAGGAGUUGGAUCAGUUGAAGGCAUUUUCGAAUCAUAAAGACGACUCCGUUCAAGCUGAGACUGGCUACAAUGACUACAACGAAGACGACACAGUUCCAUCGGCUUCUGAAGAUGGAUAUUCUACGGGACUCAACGAACAAUUGAUUUCCUCAAUGGGUAUACCACACCAUGACAGUACAAGAGACAGACUAACGUUUCACGUUGUUGGACAUGAUGGACCUCACACUUACAAAUGGGGUUAUGACACUGGCAAAGGGCACAACAGGAUGUUUAGAUUCGAGGAAAAAGACAAAUCAGGUAUAGUUAAGGGCCACUACGGUUAUUACGAUAAGCAUGGUAAACUUCAGAUAGUAAACUACGAUGCUCAUCCUGAAGAAGGCUUCCACGCGGAAUCAAGUACAGACCACAACAGCAAGUGAUUUGGAGGAGGAGCAAAGCGUGUCGUUGUGUAAUAUUUGCUCAAAAACUCUGAUGAUAUUUGUUGUGAAUAUUCGAAAACAGUUUAUUCUUCUGAACAUUUUUGUGAUUGUGGUCUCAGGUAGAAUAUCUCUAUGAAUUAUAUUUUGUACUAUGUACUAUAGGUAUUGUAUUAUUAAAAUAUAAAAGUAUCA